This is a messenger RNA of Dibothriocephalus latus, 636 nucleotides long. Lineage: Eukaryota; Metazoa; Platyhelminthes; Cestoda; Diphyllobothriidea; Diphyllobothriidae. The record is from the annotation of a GenBank genome assembly.
AUGGAGGGAGUGGUUUUCGUUGGAGUGCUGGAAACAGUAAAGUCUGUAGACGUGUUCGUCGCCGUAGAAUUUGAUGUAAUCGCAGGGAUGGUGCAUUGCUUCCAGCGAUUGCCGGACAUGCCGAUACGUACACGAAAGAUCCUGCACGAGUUCCUCCCAGAUCGUCGUGUGAAUUUGAAGGCGCUUCAGGGAGUUCUUCAGGGUGUCCUUAUAGCGCUUCUUAUGUCCUCCAUGUUGGCAAGCACCCAAAGACAUCCGUUUUCGGAAUCCUGUCCUGACAUCUCAGCUUCAGUAUUUGGCGGAGACAGCUGGGGUGGAAAUGGUUCAGCUUCCGAGCUCGGUUUGCCUUGUCGGCUUUGGAGAUCCGGUGAGCAAUCACGUGUUGCGCUGCAGUGUGCUGCCUAUAUAGGCCACUAUUUCGGAAGUUUUGAUUUCGGUGCGAUUAACAUUGAUCCGUGGAACCUUAACAUCAACAGUGGGUGGCGGUUAAUUCAUGAGUAUCGUGUUAUCUGUGUUGAUGGUAUGUCCGAAGUGGGCACAAUCGAUGGUAAAGAGUUCCAUAGUCCUUCGCAUGUCCUCUCCUAUCAGGAUGUUGAGCGCGCAAUUGUUCGUGAAGAGCAUGCGGUGACCCUUUAG